Molecule: messenger RNA, 825 nt
Organism: Aspergillus nomiae NRRL 13137
Lineage: Eukaryota; Fungi; Ascomycota; Eurotiomycetes; Eurotiales; Aspergillaceae
Exons: 1
Coding region: 1-825 (274 amino acids)
Molecular function (GO): protein binding
Source: RefSeq, a predicted model, not a curated record
AUGGAUCAACCUCAUGGAGUCUUCCCUACAGAGGCGAUAUUGGAAGCAAUCCUCCUCCAGACCGAGAUCCGUACGUUACUGACAUCUGCAACACGGGUAUGUCGCUCCUGGCACGGUAUCAUACAGGGCUCUGCCAGUCUCCAAGCCGCUUUUUUUCUGAAGCCAGCCGAAGAGCCAGCAUUCUUUCUCAAGCCUUCCGAGAACGGAGUCCGGUGGAGCUAUUGUAACCACAAAAGUAUCCGCAAUCUGUUUAUCGAGACAGACAUAUGGCCUGACUUCUUCCGAAAGCGCCUCCACAAUCCAUCGGAUAGAGCCUGGCAGAUACAGGAGGAGUUUCCUCUCAUUGAUCCUGGCAAAGAGAAGGCAUACCUCCGAGAGGAGGCUAGCUGGAGGCACAUGCUUCUCCGUCAACCCACCUCCCAUCUAGCCCUCAUUGAAGAGCGUGCCUAUGCACCCUGUCCGGUAGUGUCACAGAUUCCAUUUUACGUCAAUAAUGGUCAGUUCAAGGCUGUCGAUGAUUUUAUCCGCUUAGGGCACCUGGGUGAUGGAGUUGGCCACGGCGACUUGAUACCAGGCCGAGACAUGCUGUUGUUUUAUGAUAAGGAUGGAAGGCUUACAGAUAGAGAGCUCAAGUAUGCCAAGCACAGGGCUGUGGCAAUAUCUUACUGGCUGACCCAGUGUGACGCCGUAAUUUUCUGCUGUCUGUCCAACUUUUGUGAGCCGCGUCCUUUUGAGGGUCUUGGGUGCCUCACCUUUGUUGACAACUUUCUAGAAGAUCUCGGCCGCGGGGCGCAAGUUCGGCGCCACCGUCGUGUGGCAGCUUGA